Molecule: messenger RNA, 636 nt
Organism: Glarea lozoyensis ATCC 20868
Lineage: Eukaryota; Fungi; Ascomycota; Leotiomycetes; Helotiales; Helotiaceae
Exons: 4
Coding region: 1-636 (211 amino acids)
Biological process (GO): intracellular protein transport; endoplasmic reticulum to Golgi vesicle-mediated transport
Cellular component (GO): endoplasmic reticulum; endoplasmic reticulum membrane
Source: RefSeq, a predicted model, not a curated record
AUGACGCUCUACUACAGCUUGGUCUUCGUGCUCCUCGUAGCAGAGAUGGCACUAUUCAUGCUUCUCAUUGUGCCUCUGCCAUUCACGAUCCGCCGCAGAAUGUUUACUUUCAUUUCCGAAAGUCCAUUGGUUGCAAAACUGCAAUAUGGAAUGAAGAUUACAUUUAUCUUCAUCUUGAUUCUGUUUAUCGACAGUGUCAACCGUGUCUACAGAGUUCAAGUCGAGCUCGCAGAGACCAACAAGAACGCAGGCGGAACUGUGGUCAUGGGCCACGAGCGUAUGGAGGUCCAAGCACGAAAGUUCUACUCUCAACGCAACAUGUACCUCUGCGGUUUCACGCUUUUCCUUUCCCUCAUUCUCAACCGAACAUACACCAUGAUCCUCGACGUCCUCCGUCUGGAAGAGAAGGUCAAGGCAUAUGAGGGUAGCGGAAAGGUUGGAGGAGAGCAAACCAAGAAAUUGGAAAAGGCAGGACAGGCUGGUGCCAAUGAGAUUGGCGAGUUGAAGAAACAAUUAGCCAACAAGACCCGCGACUUUGAUGCCUUGAAGAAACAAUCCCAAGGUUUGAGCGCCGAGUACAACAGACUGGGCGAUGAGAAGUCACCUGUUGAUACUACCCCAAAGAAAGACCGAUAG